CGAGGGUUUUUAUCGUGGUGGUGGCGCCCCCGCUGUUUCUAGGUCCAUGUAGCUCAUAUAGGGCUGGCCAUGGAGCUCACUAGACCCCUAGACCUCAUGGAGCAGGUCUAGGCGGCGAAUGCCAGGAAUAAGGAGGAAACCGAAAAACGCAAGUUCGCGGGGUUUGGGAGUACACAUCUAUUUGCCAGGGGGUGCAUUUGUUUAUCCCAGUACUCCAGUCCCUUGGUCAUAGGAAACUCCCUUCUCCAGCGCAACACUGGAGUAGGCAUCACGGAGUUUCCAGGGAUGGCAGGCCGUUGGCACGGUCGUUUGUGCUCGGAGAACAACAAGCGCGUGGAUUUUCUGCUUCAGUGUGCCCGGGACGGCAGCCCCGGCCCCGGGGAUGUCGGACGUCGGACUCCAGGGGUUCGAGCCCUAGCCCCGCCGCAUCCUUGGGGCGUGCAGGAAGAGAAGUUAAACUUCGAGAGAAACCUAACAGACAAUCUCCACACAGGUGGUAACAGAAAACAAUCCAGAUGGGGUGCAGGUGCUGUAAAAUAAUACAAAGCUAUCUCUUUGAUCCAGUUCAAGUGUCCUCUCCUGGCUAUGUCAAUGAAGUCAACAGCUGCAAGCUAGAUGAAGACGACACUGAUAAAUUAAAAGGCAAAUGGAACAGUGAAGUCCUGGUGCAGAAAAAUGACUCUCAGAGGCAGGGCUCAAAAAAGACUGAGAGCAGCAGCAGGACAGCUAACCCACGGGAGCCCUGCUGGCCUCACCAAGGGCCGCUCCCGCAGGGGGAUGUUGGAGGGGAACACCAUGCCUGCGGCAUCAAUGGCAUCGGCCCUGCUGCCGCUCCACAGCCCGCUGGGAAUCCCAGCCCUGCCCAGGAUGACAGGGGCUCCUGGACCAGUACUGAAAAUACUGGAGUUCCCCCAACUCAACCCUUCCUGGAAGGAGGGGACACCAGGAAACAGGACUGUGUGCUGCUGGCCUCAGAAGGAACCCAAGUCAUGAGAAAUGGAGACUCCAGAGCUCCUUCUGAGGCAGAAAGUUUUGCCUUAGAAGUACAAGACCGUGUCUUCCAGAUACCAGCCCCAGAUUACCUUCAGCAUUGGGGUCCAGCUGGAGACAACAUUGACCAUAAUGAAAAGGACCGUGUUUUCAAGAACCAUACUGAGGAUGAGUCCCUUGAGGGAAUUCAGCCCACAGUGGGGGAGCGUGGUUUGAAUACGCCCUUCUCUGGGAGGAGAAGCUGGGAUUCAUUGAAUGAGGAUGUGGAAACAGAAGUUCUAAGCAUCUGCUUUAAUGAGAAGGGUCCUGCUCAUGCCACGCCUGUGGUUGACUCAGGAAACAGGCAGGAGGAUGCCCAUGGCUCCAAUGGAGACGGAGAUGGGGAGAUUGUGGACGAGGAUGCAGCGGUGGCGGAGGCCCUUGCGGCUUUAGAAGCUGCUACUGCAGGAGAAGAUUUGGAUGAGGCUGAUUAGGGGAGGGGAUUUGCACAGGGAGGUAAGCUGGUGUCGUGCUGAGCAUGCAGAUGCAUUUGCUCCCUGGAUGCAGAGCAGGUGAUUCUCCCAGCAUGCACCAGUGCAGCCUGACCAGUUGUUUACAUCCAGCAUCUGUUCUGAUUGUCAGCAUCUGUCCCAUGCUGCUUGUCAUAUAUCUGGAGUUUCACUCUGUGUCGAUGAGCUGUCAUUCAGGACACUAGGAGAAAAAUCUGAGUUGGUCAUUGUGCCCAUAUCCACAGAAAGUGCAGAAAUUGAACAGCUUGCUUGACAACCCUCAAACAUCUUUGAGCACCUGGUACAGAUGUUUAUGAGAAUACUCUAAGAUCUCAACCCUUGAUCCCAAAGGCACACAAUCACAGAGGAUUCCUUUUGACUGUAAACUGUUUACCUUGCUUUUGAGAGCCAAACAUUGUACCCAACCUGGAAAAAGUAACUACCCCAAUUAAAGUGCCUCAUGUGUCCCCAGAGCAUGGCUUAACUUCAGGGACAAUUCACCCAGGGAACUAAGAACUAACCAGUUGUUCAACAGCGGGUUAAGCUCAGCAGUUUUCACAGUAGAGCAGAAGUCCUCAGGAAACAAAAGGUUAGUCAUUAGCUGAGAUGUGAUUUUAAAACACCUUGACCUUAACUUUUUUGCAUUAUUACUUUUAAAUCUCCUUUGGGACUGGGGAGGCUGGCCAAAAUAGUCUUAAAACUGCUUGUGUCAUAUUUGGGUUUUAAGUUCAUGACUUUCAGAACAGCAAAGCCAUAUAUGCAAUGUUUUUAUGCCAUUAAAUGUCUGACUCUAAUUAAAAUAUAACAACGUA
Macaca mulatta (Rhesus monkey) is the source of this 2290-nucleotide messenger RNA. It is a transcript of the gene PGCKA1, whose product is annotated as chromosome 5 C4orf19 homolog. The record is from RefSeq and is a predicted model, not a curated record. NCBI's taxonomy places the organism in Eukaryota, Metazoa, Chordata, Mammalia, Primates, Cercopithecidae.